Messenger RNA from Meloidogyne enterolobii, 3708 nucleotides. The record is from the annotation of a GenBank genome assembly. Lineage: Eukaryota; Metazoa; Nematoda; Chromadorea; Rhabditida; Meloidogynidae.
AUGAAUACAUUUCCUUCAACAACAACUUCAAGUUCUUUAUUCGGUGCCCAACCAACUACUUCAUCAUCUUUAUUUGGAGCAAAACCUGCAAAUUCUUUAUUCGGAACAAACCCUUCUACACAAACUGGCAAUCUUUUUGGAAGUCAACCUUCUACAGGGUUUGGAUCGACUGCUGGUGUUGGUAUUUUGGGAGCGAAUAAACCGGCGGCUUUUGGUCAAGUUUCACAAUCAAAUCUUUUUGGGCAACAACCUCAACAGCCUGGUGGUGGUCUUUUUAAUUCUGCUUCUUCUGUUCCUCCUACCUUUGGGGCUACAACGACUACUGCAAGCAUUUUUGGGGCCAACAAUACUGGCUCUUCAUUUGGUGGAUUUGGACAACAACAGCCACAACCGACGCAGAUUGGGGGAUCUCUUUUUGGCAGCCCAAAACCUGUUCAACCUUCUUUUAGUUCGUUUGGAGGUAAUCAACAACCGACACAAACAUUUGCAAAAUUUACACCUCCAUCUGCUACUGAUACUAUGCAAUUGAAAGGGUCACAGCAACAAGUUCAAACAAAACAAAUGUGUAUAAGUGCUAUGAAGGAGUAUGAAACCAAAAGUUUGGAAGAAAUUCGUUGUAAUGAUUAUAUUGGGGGAAGGAAAGUGAACACAUCAGUUGCUCCAACAAAUUUUGCACAACCUCAGGGAGGUGUAUUGUUUUCGAAACCCGGCACAGGAUUGUUUUCUACUGUUACAACUACAACACCUGCUACUUCAAGUUCUUUAUUUGGUGCCCAACCAACUACCUCAUCAUCUAUAUUUGGAGCAAAACCUGCAAAUUCUUUAUUCGGAACAAACCCUUCUACACAAACUGGCAAUCUUUUUGGAAGUCAACCUUCUACAGGGUUUGGAUCGACUGCUGGUGUUGGUAUUUUGGGAGCGAAUAAACCGGCGGCUUUUGGUCAAGUUUCACAAUCAAAUCUUUUUGGGCAACAACCUCAACAGCCUGGUGGUGGUCUUUUUAAUUCUGCUUCUUCUGUUCCUCCUACCUUUGGGGCUACAACGACUACUGCAAGCAUUUUUGGGGCCAACAAUACUGGCUCUUCAUUUGGUGGAUUUGGACAACAACAGCCACAACCGACGCAGAUUGGGGGAUCUCUUUUUGGCAGCCCAAAACCUGUUCAACCUUCUUUUAGUUCGUUUGGAGGUAAUCAACAACCGACACAAACAUUUGCUAAUACUCAGCAAGGUCAAACUUUACUUGGUUCAAAUUUAAAUACUUCAGCAUUUCAAAAAGAAAUUAUUGAAUCACAACUUUCUUCACUUCCAUAUGGAGAUAGCCCUCUUUUAAAAGUUUCUACAUCUCCAAGGAAAUCUGCACAGGAUAUUAUCAGUCUUUCAAGGCAAAUAAUUUUUGGUACAAAGGAUGAUCAACAAAAAUUUACUACUACAAGCUCUCAAAAUUCUUUUCUUGCUGAUUUGUCUAUUUCAACAAUUUCAAAGGGAAUUAAUACUUAUGAUAAGGAAAAUUCAAUUGCAGAAACUUUCGAUACAAGUUUAGGUUACAAACCCUUAAUUAUUUUGCCGUCAGUUGGAUUUGGUACAGCAUUAGGAUUGAGACAUGAGCCAAAAUUGACAAAAUCAUUUGCAAGUGAAAAAUCUUUCAUUUCUGGAAAAUCGACAUCACUUCAUUUAAGUUUUGCUGAGGAUGACACUAAAAGAAUUAAAUCGUUGGAUAUGUCUGUGGUUUUUGAGCCUUCUCCAAAUGAAGACAAUUCAUUUAUUGCCGAUAAAUCUUCUCAAGUUAAUUCUGUUCUUGUCCCAUUACAAUUAUCACCAUCUAUGGAGAGUGAACGUCCUACUAUUGAAGAAAUUCAGUCACCACCAGAGAAGACUCUUCCUCCCAAAGAACCUAUUCAACAAAAUAAACAACAACAACAAAAUACUCAACAACUAUUUCAGCAACCACAACAGAAAAAAUUUAAAAUGAAAUUGUCUCGUCCAGAAUAUUAUUCAAAUCCUUUAAUUGAAGAUUUGGAAGCUUUAUUUGACUCAAAAGGAAUUUGUAAAAUUGAAGGUGGAUUAACUAUUGGACGUUUGGGAUAUGGAAGUGUUUUUUGGAGAGGACCUAUAGAAUUACAAGAACCUUUGGAUUUGGAUGAAAUUGUUCAUUUUCGAAAUAAAGAAGUUGUUGUAUAUCCUGAUGAAUCUAAAAAACCGGAAAUUGGACGUGGAUUAAAUAAACCUGCAGAAGUUAGUUUAGAAAAUGUCUGGCCGAUUGAUCCAAAAACUAAAAUGCCGAUAAAGGAUACUGACGAAUUGAUACGAAUGAAUUUUAAAGGCAAAUUGGAACGCUUAUGUGCACGUAUGGAUGCUCAUUUUGUUGAUUAUCAACCAUCUCGGGGGGUUUGGAUAUUUCAAGUUGAACAUUUUUCUAAAUAUGGAUUUCAUGACGAGGAUGAUGACGAAGAUAUUAUUGCUAUUCAACAACAAGAACAACAACAAAUGGAUGUUGAUAAAAUUCAUUCUGCCCAUUUACAAAAUUUAAUACAGAAAGCAAAAGUUCCUUUACGCGAAAUACAAAAAACAUUUGAUGGAAAUAAAAAUAAUAAAAAUAAAAGGGAAUACUUACAACAGCAAACAACGGGAUUUGUUGACAAUAGAGGAGAUUUUGCUGAAUAUAAUGAGGACGAUUCCAAACUUUUUCAAGACCAAAUAAUUUGUAAGAAACUUCGUUUUGAUGAUACUUUGUUUGAUUCCAGUAAACUUUUAAAUAUUGUCACAAACAAAGAACAACAACAAGGCCAAAUUUGUCCACAAAAAUUUAAAUUGGUUGAGCGUUUACCAAAAUAUAUUUAUUCUGGACUUGAUUCACAAAAUUUAUCCAAAUCAUUUUUAAAAAAAUGUGGAAUUAAUUUUCUUUUGCCAAGCUGUAAAAUUGGGUUUAGUCAAGAUUUGGUUUUUGCUGCAAUUCCACCAUCUACACAUUUAAAUGUUGUUAAUAUUUAUCAGACGAGAGUUAUUGUUCCUACAGUUAAGAAUUUCUUUCUUCAAUAUAUUCGUCAAAACAAUUUAAAUCUACAAAAAUCACUUGAAAAUUUGGAAUUGACACAACUUGUUAAAUUUGAUCCUCCAUCACCAAUAUUAAGUUAUUUGGAUAAAUAUUUAACUGAAUCUUUUAUAAAUGGAAAAGAUUUGAAUAAAAGUUUUGAUGGAAUAUGUAAAAUAUUAUUAAUGGAUUUAAAGACGAUUGAAGAUAAAAUCUCUCAAAGAAUUUUAAUGGGUGAUUGGUUAUGUGAACAACUUUCAAUUGAAGACAACAACAAAACAACAAAUAAUAAAAAACCUUUUUUAAAAAUCUUUAAAUUUUUAAUUAAUGGACAAAUUGAAAAAGCAGCAGAAUAUGCAAAAGAACAAAAUUUGUUUAAUUUGGCUUUGUUACUUUCUUUAUAUAAAUGUCCGUCUGUUGGUUUAGUUAGAAAUAUGGUUGCUAAACAGCUUUCAAUAUCUUUCAAACAAACAAAUGUUGAUAAAGAUUAUAUCAAAAUUUUACAACUUUUGUCUGGAGAAUUUAAAAAUUGUGGAGAGUAUAAUAAUUUUGGAGGAGGAGGAAAUGGAUGUUUGGAAGGACUUAAUUGGUUACAAAUACUUGGUAUUCUUAUUUGGUAUCAUGCAUCCCCUACAACAACAAUGAUUGAAUGUUUGGAUAUUUUACAGGAAUUGGUAUAA